Molecule: messenger RNA, 1180 nt
Organism: Microcebus murinus (gray mouse lemur)
Lineage: Eukaryota; Metazoa; Chordata; Mammalia; Primates; Cheirogaleidae
Gene: CLECL1
Product: C-type lectin like 1
Cellular component (GO): plasma membrane
Source: RefSeq, a predicted model, not a curated record
CUCUGCCUUCUCUUAAUUUACAGAAGUUUGCGGAAACAUGAUUCUCCCUUAAGCAGAAGAUCAUUUUGGGGCUUCUUUCUCUUUUUUCAUCCGUGAAAUGGCUGGAGAUAUAGUCUAUGCUGACAUCAAAACUGUGAGGACCUCCCCUUUAGAACAUUCAUCUCCACUUUCGAGAUCUGAUUCUCACCAUCAUGGAAUUUUCAUGAAAGUUGGAUGUGCAAUGAUCAUCAUCCUCUUGGUAAUAGUAAUUAUACUGAGCAUUUUGGUUGUCCAGUUCAACUCUGCAAGACACACCAAUGUGGAUAAUGAACAAAAAGGGAAACCCUGUACUGGGGGAAAUAAAUCUGAAACGAUCACCUCAACUGUUUCUUCCAACUCUUCAACUGUCCAUAAAUCUUGCCCCACCAAAGACUGGAAGCUGCAUGGGGGGAAUUGUUACUGGGUUGCUGAAACUAAGAAAUCUUGGCAUGAAAGUCAAAAUGAAUGUGCCAUGAAAAAUUCACAUCUCAUAGUGAUCCAAGACUUUACUGAUAUGAGUUUCCUGUGGUUGUAUCAAAAAUCUUCAGCCUUUUAUUGGAUUGGCUUGAAUAUUCCACCUGAAGGGGAGUCGUGGACCUGGGUGGACAACAGCUCUUUCAAUCUCAGCCACCUGUUUUCAAUAAACAAAAAUGAACCACAGACCCGAAGCAAGAAAUGUGCCGAGGUGUCUGGCAAUAUUAUUACUGCACAAAAUUGUAGGAAUUAUAAUCAGUGGAUCUGUGAACUGUAAUCCACUCUGCAGAAAGUCAGUCUUCAUUUCUGCAACUGAAAGACAAACAGGCCAUCAAGUUGGAACUCACAGGAAAGUCCGGCAGGUUCUCUGUGUCUUAGAUGGCUCUGUGCACAAGCAUGCGUGUGUAUAUGGGUGUGUAUUUGUGUGUGUUCUUUUAUGAUUCGCGUGGGUAUAGUACUACUUCUCAGAGUUGUAGGAAGGAUGAUAGAUGAAAUAAAAUGUUAUAAAAAUGCUUAGUAUGAAGAAAAUUGUUUUUGUCUGAAUUAGUUAUUCAAUCAUUAUAGUCUUAUUUUGUCUAUAUUUUUGAAACUUCAGUCUUACCUUUUCAUGCAUAUGGUGGAUACCUUCUUGCAUACCCCUUGGUUGCAUGCUUUUGUGGAAAAUAAAAUUUCCAUUUUAUUAUGGUUC